AUGUUUGAAGAUGCUUGGGGGAACGAUGUGUCGCGGCGCUGUUCAUUGCCCACACUGAACUCGUUUACAUUCCGCUGUCAAGAUGAGAGACAAGAGGACACUCCAAUGCGACGUCUACCACCACUUCCUCCCGUCGAGCCUCUGCCUCCCGGUCCAUUCAACAACCCAUUCACACCUAGCACCCACGCCCAGAGCCCUGCAAGCACUCAAGAUACCUUUCCUGCCAGUUCCAAAAUAUCUACAUCAUCAUGGCUUGCAACCGAGCAGCAGCACACUAUUGUUUCACCCCCCUCACCCGUCAGCUCCGUUGAUUUCUCCCUCAAAGACACAUUCUCGACUCAGAAAGCAUUCGGCUGGCCCAAUGAUCUCUCCUAUACCGAGAUCAUGGCCCUCGUUCAACCACGCAACAUUAACCGAAAGCCCCCUCUACAACAGCUCUGUGGCCGCAAACGCAAGAACGAAACCAUGAUGUCGUCCGCAAGCGACCAAGAUGACCAGCGGGAAAAGCAUCGUAUCGCCGAGGGAAACCGACGCAAGAACCUUAGCCAACUUCAUCGGGAAUUGGACAAUCGUCUCCAUGAUUUCUUCCUUGAGCGCGCCGGAUGGAAUCCAGGAAAGAGUCUGCCUCAGUCCAAAGAACACAUUGUUCAGGGCGCCAUUUAUCUGAUUGAUUUCUUGCUUGCAAUAGUUGUGUAUUUGAUGGGCCAGGAGAAGAACAUACCGCCUCAGCUAUCAGAAAAUCUGCAAGGCCAACUACGAAGUAUGCAGCUGCAACAGCUUGUUUCGAGCUUGCAGUCCCAGAAUCAAGCUAUGCAGUACCAGAUGAGGGCUUUGAAGCAGGAAUACGAUGACCUUCUGGACAGGCACCGGGCCUUGGAGUUCAAACUCAAGUCUUAUGAUCAAGUUUUUCGAUCCCCAAAGCCAGAAGUCAUCACACCGCCACCCCUAGCUGCGAUACCACAAGAAACAUCUACACCUGUCACUGCGCCAUCUUCGUCACACCAACUAGUAAAGAAGACAUUACCCGGUCUACGAGUUCUGUGCAAUGAAAUUCCCGGCCUGAGUCCGGACUGCUCUUUCUCCUCCGAUGCUUCCAACGCCACGUUCUCGACCACCUCCAGCUUCAACCUUGACGUUGUCCCACGCACAGUCAUCUCGCCAAUGGCUACCAGGCCUUCGUCGCCCAUGUGUCUCACGCCUUUAUCAUCAUCGUUCUCACACUCAUCUUUACCAUCUUCUCGCCGCGAGUCGCUGAAUCAUCAGCUGUGA
Messenger RNA from Talaromyces amestolkiae, 1269 nucleotides. RefSeq lists its product as uncharacterized. The record is from RefSeq and is a predicted model, not a curated record. The transcript has 2 exons. The coding region runs from base 1 to 1269 and encodes 422 amino acids. Lineage: Eukaryota; Fungi; Ascomycota; Eurotiomycetes; Eurotiales; Trichocomaceae.